Molecule: messenger RNA, 2200 nt
Organism: Dimorphilus gyrociliatus
Lineage: Eukaryota; Metazoa; Annelida; Polychaeta; Dinophilidae
Source: the annotation of a GenBank genome assembly
AGAUGGCGCUAGCGGUCAGAUCUUAGCUUCUCUGUACAUUAGCCUGAAUACAUUAUAGUAUUUGUACCAAAACGAAAAUACAAAUUCUUAUUGGUGGAAUCGUUACAACGAUAUAGUUUUUUUUGGAUAUAAUACUACAAUUUUAGAGUUUCUUGGCUGAAUGAAUGCUCAAAGCAAUCCUAAUUUUAGUCGAUCAAAUUCGAGAUGUGGUAGACCGGAAACAAACAAAUAUGACGACGAAAUUCGUAAGUGUCAAUCUAAAAUCCUAUAUAUAUGGGGACCAGAGUGGUCAGGAGUUACAACUGAGUUAGAAUAUAUAAAAUCUCAUUUAAGAGACAAAGAUGGGAAGGCUUUCGAUCAUUGUUUCUAUACUACUCUCAAACAUAUGACGGAUAAGGAGAGUGUCAAAAUUGGCCAGACUUUAAAAAUAGUCCUUCAAAAGUGGAUCAUGGGCAUAGAUCCAGAGGCUAUAGAUGUUCCAGGUUUGAAUUGGGUGACUCCUUUAAUAGGAGUCUUUGAGCGUAAAUUUCAAGAACGUUUCCUUAUAGUAAUUGAUGAUAUGGAUCGUCUACGAGAUAUUAAUGACGACGAAGAAGAUAUACGCCAGAAUUUGUGUAAUCUAGCAAAACAUGAAAACGUCUAUUUACUACUAGGAAGUCAUGCGGAUAUGGUAAUAUCAAUUGGACAUGAAAUAAAAAUUCGUCUAGAAAAAAUCACUGAAGAAAGAUAUCCUUAUAAAUUUGCUAAAAUCAUACAAGGGUUGCCUCCAAUGAUAAAACUUCUUGACAACCUGGUUAAAGACGGUAUUGUAGGAGAUGAUGAAAUGCUUCAAAAGCAACUUAACGAAAUGGACAAAUCAGAGCUGUUGAAGAUUUUUGGACGUAAAGAUUUGAUGAAGGAAGAUAGACUGGAUCUUCGAGUUAAAAGUGUUAUAAAGGAUUUCGAAUCCGUCUUAGAAAAUGGUAAAGAAAUUAAACGCAAAAUAGCUGAAGGCGAAUAUGACAUUCAAAAGCUUCUUGGAAAUGAUAAAGAUAAAACCCGGUUUACUGAUAAUUUGAUAAAUCUUAUGGAGUUGCAUUCCAAAGGAAUUAUUCAGAGAGAUGAUAUGUCAAUUGCAUUUUACAAUGCAUAUGUCGAAGAUAAGUUAAAAACCAUCCUUUCUCAAGAGAUUGAUAGUGAAAAUGAUAAAGAAAUGAACAAUGAUCUUAAUAGGAAUGAUACAGUGCCAGAAAGUGAACCAGCAUCUCUAGAUUUUAUAAACAUAAGAAGAAACAUCGAUGCGAUGGAGCAAUUUCUAAGGAAUAUAGGUAUUUGCACUCUAGUUUAUAUAGCCCUACGGAUUGUUUGGUAUGCCAGGAAGUUUGUUAGGCAAUUUUUUCUUAGCAACAAUUUCAAUUUUAAAGCUUGUGGGGAAUGGGCGGUCGUAACUGGAGCAACCGAUGGUAUAGGAAAGGCGUACGCCUGUCAGCUAGCCGAACGUGGUAUGAAAAUAUGUCUGAUUAGCCGAAAUCCUAAAAAAUUGGCGAGAGUAGCAAAAGAAUUAGAGAGCCAAUACAAUGUUGAAACUAAGACUAUAGCGGCAGACUGUUGUAAAACAGAUAUCUACGAAACAAUUGAUGAUGAAUUAAAAGAAAUUGACAUAGGAGUCCUCGUUAAUAACGUUGGAAUAGGUCUUGGGCGAAAUUACGUUCAUAAUAUAACCGACCGAAAUGACAUUAAAAAUAUUAUUAUAUGCAAUAUGUUACCACUGACAAUGUUAUCUCACUCUGUUCUACCAUCAAUGAUAAAAAAGCGGAAUGGAAUUAUCAUUAACGUUGGCUCCAUAUCUGGAACAUUCGUUCAACCUUUUAAAGUAAUUUAUGGAGCUACAAAAGCUUACACAGAUCUCUUUUCAAGAUCUCUUCAAGAGGAGGUACGGGAAUUUGGGAUUAUUGUUCAAAGUGUGCUUCCCUCAUAUGUUAGUACGAAAUUGGUUGGACAUAUGAGUGUAAAUUUUAGCGUACCACUGCCAGAAAAGUAUGUUAGAUCUGCCUUGAAUACAGUAGGAGUCGAAAGUCGAACAUUCGGUUAUAUUCAACAUGCUUUACAAGGCUUAAUAUUCAACUCUCCCGAAUCAUUUUAUCAUGCUUUAAUGAAGCAAGAGUAUGAAGAAGUUAAGAAAUCGAUAAAGUCUAACAAAAUUAAAAAAUACAUAGAAUAA